This is a messenger RNA of Hypoxylon fragiforme, 824 nucleotides long. RefSeq lists its product as uncharacterized. The coding region runs from base 187 to 588 and encodes 133 amino acids. The transcript has 2 exons. NCBI's taxonomy places the organism in Eukaryota, Fungi, Ascomycota, Sordariomycetes, Xylariales, Hypoxylaceae. The record is from RefSeq and is a predicted model, not a curated record.
GCGCUUUCAACUGUUACUGUAAGUGAACUCGCCUUAAAACCCAUCCAUGACGACGUAACGAGAAGAGAGAGUAGUAUCUCUGACCUCACUUACCCAUUCUCUUCGCGUCUCUUUCAAAUACCUACCUACCUACCUACCUACCUAUCUACGCCGUACACACUCACCCAAAUCUCCCACAAACCCAAAAUGCGCACCCCAACCAUCCCCCCCCUCCUCCAAACCCUCCUCCUCCUCCUCUCCAUCCUCCCCCACCUCACGAGCGCACAAUUCGGCUUCUUCGAGCAAAUGUUCGGCGGCAACGGCGGCGGCGCGCAGCACCAUCAGCAGCACCAACACCGGCAGCCGCAGAACGUGCCGAGCGACCCUUCCUUCUACCAGGCCAACUACGACCGCCUGCACUGCGACAACUACUUGUGCCCGGACACUUUGGCCUGCGUCCACUUCCCCCACCACUGCCCGUGUCCCUGGCCCAGCCAGGAGGACAAGUUCGAGAUGGGCGACGGCCACCGGAUAUGCGUUUCCAAGGGAGGGUUCAAGGCCGGAGAGGCGGCGCGAAAAGUUGAGCUGGCUAGGAAGGGGAUGCUAUGAGUUCCUGACAUGUUGAAAGUGUGCGUUUGUUAUCCAGCGUUGUGUUAAAAGAGAUAUGAUGUGGCUGGCUGUAUUGGAUUGUCACAAGCACCUAUACAGAAGCUCGGAAGAAGCCCAUCGACGGACGAACAACGAGUUAAUGCGGUUGUUAUCGAUGCCACGUUGGUCUGAUUACCUGUCUAGAAGUGUCACGAUAGAAGCGUACUUGAACUAGUUAUUUCAAUGAUUUAGGGGAC